GUGACCUUCAUUACCCGAUGACUUUUCUCAACCAAUCACAAAGAUAUUGGUACACUGUACCUCAUCUUCGGCGCAUGAGCAGGCAUAGUAGGCACCGCCCUCAGCCUACUCAUUCGUGCGGAACUUGGCCAACCAGGGACCCUACUAGGAGACGACCAAAUCUACAAUGUUAUUGUCACUGCCCACGCUUUCGUCAUAAUCUUCUUUAUAGUAAUACCUGUAAUGAUCGGGGGCUUCGGAAACUGGCUAGUCCCUCUUAUAAUCGGCGCCCCAGACAUAGCUUUCCCCCGAAUAAACAACAUAAGCUUCUGACUUCUCCCUCCCUCAUUUCUUCUCCUACUCGCAUCAUCUACCAUCGAAGCAGGAGCCGGGACAGGAUGAACUGUCUACCCCCCAUUAGCUGGCAACCUCGCCCAUGCUGGUGCCUCCGUGGACCUAGCCAUCUUCUCUCUUCAUCUGGCAGGGGUCUCCUCUAUCCUAGGAGCUAUCAACUUCAUCACUACUGCAAUCAACAUAAAACCCCCAGCCCUCUCACAAUAUCAAACACCCUUAUUUGUAUGAUCCGUUCUAAUCACAGCCAUCCUACUACUCCUAUCUCUUCCAGUCCUCGCUGCCGGUAUCACUAUGCUUCUCACAGACCGAAACCUUAACACCACAUUCUUUGACCCCGCAGGAGGGGGAGACCCAGUUCUAUACCAACACCUAUUCUGAUUCUUUGGGCACCCCGAAGUCUAUAUCCUAAUCCUUCCAGGUUUCGGAAUAAUCUCUCACGUAGUAACCUACUAUGCGGGUAAAAAAGAACCAUUCGGCUACAUAGGAAUAGUCUGAGCAAUGCUUUCAAUCGGCUUUUUAGGAUUUAUCGUAUGGGCCCACCACAUAUUUACCGUAGGAAUAGACGUAGACACCCGAGCCUACUUCACAUCCGCCACUAUAAUCAUUGCUAUCCCAACUGGCAUUAAAGUAUUCAGCUGACUAGCUACCCUGCAUGGAGGAACAAUUAAAUGAGACCCGCCCAUCCUAUGAGCCCUAGGCUUUAUCUUCCUAUUUACCAUCGGAGGCCUAACGGGCAUUGUCCUAGCAAACUCCUCCUUAGACAUUGCCCUUCACGACACCUACUAUGUAGUAGCUCACUUCCACUAUGUCCUCUCCAUAGGUGCCGUCUUUGCCAUCCUGGCAGGCUUUACACACUGAUUCCCCCUAUUCACCGGCUACACCCUUCACCCCACAUGAGCUAAAGCCCACUUUGGGGUCAUAUUUACGGGGGUUAAUCUAACCUUCUUCCCUCAGCACUUCCUAGGCCUAGCUGGAAUGCCACGACGGUACUCUGACUACCCAGAUGCAUACACACUAUGAAACACAAUAUCCUCCAUCGGCUCUCUAAUCUCCAUAACCGCCGUAAUCAUGCUAAUAUUUAUCAUCUGAGAAGCAUUCUCCUCAAAACGAAAAGUCCUCCAACCCGAACUGAUUGCCACCAACAUCGAAUGAAUUCACGGCUGCCCUCCUCCACAUCACACCUUUGAAGAACCAGCCUACGUCCAAGUCCAAGAAAGG
Messenger RNA from Rhea pennata, 1551 nucleotides. NCBI's taxonomy places the organism in Eukaryota, Metazoa, Chordata, Aves, Rheiformes, Rheidae. The record is from the annotation of a RefSeq genome assembly.